Molecule: messenger RNA, 325 nt
Organism: Priapulus caudatus
Lineage: Eukaryota; Metazoa; Priapulida; Priapulimorpha; Priapulimorphida; Priapulidae
Product: 4-coumarate--CoA ligase 4-like
Exons: 3
Coding region: 17-325 (102 amino acids)
Molecular function (GO): CoA-ligase activity
Source: RefSeq, a predicted model, not a curated record
UGUUGAUGUACCAGACAUGUCGGUCACUGAUUUUCUCGAUCAACACUCUUGGUUUAGCCAGUCACAGGAUGCGAUAGCCCUGAUGGGGCGCAGUGUUGGACCGCCUGAUGCUAGCAAGGAGUGGAGGUUGUCGUACAGAGAGCUGCGGGAGUCCGUAAGGAGAGUAGCUAGCGGUCUGGCCCGGCGCGGCCUCAGGAAAGGUGACGUCGUGUUGGCGUACAGUACCAACUGUCCUGAAUACGUGAUCCUCGUGCUAGCAGUUUACUCGCUAGGGGGCGUCAUGACCCACGCGUUGGGAGGAUGUCCUGCAGUAUUUUGUUCAUGA